Molecule: messenger RNA, 3785 nt
Organism: Gambusia affinis (western mosquitofish)
Lineage: Eukaryota; Metazoa; Chordata; Actinopteri; Cyprinodontiformes; Poeciliidae
Gene: kifap3a
Product: kinesin-associated protein 3a
Exons: 21
Coding region: 492-2867 (791 amino acids)
Biological process (GO): cilium organization; microtubule-based movement
Cellular component (GO): axoneme; ciliary transition zone; kinesin II complex
Molecular function (GO): kinesin binding
Source: RefSeq, a predicted model, not a curated record
UUACUGAAUCCAUAAAAUAGAAGUCGGGCAGCAGAAACUACAGCAUGGCUCCGACCCGUUUUGACCUUUCCUCAGGUCAGCCGCUGUGUUGGGCCUGGUGUUGACCUCCUGACCAUCCACCACCUCUGCAGACGCACUGCGGUGUAAAAGAGGAACAGUUUUACAGAAUAUCAUCCAGAGUCAGUUUCUGCUCUCCUCUGACAUCCUGCCACUGUCCUGAGGCUCAUAAAUCUUUCCCACAGCUCCUUAAACAGUCCAUCCACCCAGAAGGCCCCACAGGAACGCAGUUUCUGACCGCUGAGUUAAGAGGUGUUUAUAACAGCCGCACCAGCAGGGGGCAGCAGCGGCCGCUCGCUCUGUUUCCGUUGGUAACCUUCCUGGCAACAGGCUGAGCCGACAAUCAACAUCCGCCCGGUGUGCGUCCUCCCGCUGCUCCUCAUCACGUCCAGGUGAAACUAGUGAGAGUUUCUCCUCCGUGACGCCGCAGCUUGAUGUCUGACAUGGAGAACCCGCCGACCGGAGAGCCGCGCUACGUGAAACGGAGGGUGAAAGGAUGCUCUCUGGACGUCCACCCCACUGAGAAGGCUCUGGUGGUCCAGUACGAGGUGGAGGCGACCAUACUGGGAGAACUGGGAGAACCGAUGGUUGAAGAGCGAAAAAGCUGUCAGAAGAUGAUCCGUCUGAAGAGCCUGAACGCCAACACGGACACGGCUUCUCUGGCCCACAAGGUGGUGGAGGAAUGUCAGCUCAUCCAUCCGUCCAAGCUGGCCGAGGUGGAGCAGCUGCUCUUCUACCUGCAGAACCGGAAACAGAGCAGCGACAACCAGGAGAAGAAGAACAUCUCGCCUCGGGACUUCAUGCCGUACAGCGGAGUGGAGCUGGACGAGGAGGCAAGCAUCGGCAGCAUCGACGAGUACGUGGAGCUGCUGUACGAAGACAUCCAGGAGAAGAUCCGCGGCGCCGCAUUCAUCUUCCAGCUGGCCCAAAACGCAGACUACCUGGAGGAGCUGCAGCAGCACGAGGUGGUACUGGGAGCACUGGCCAGAGUGCUGAGAGAGGACUGGAAGCAGAGCGUUGACCUGGCAACCACCAUCGUUUCCGUCUUCUUCUGUUUCUCCAGCUUCUCCCAGUUUCACAGCCUGGUGACCCACUUCAAGAUCGGCGCCCUCUGCAUGAACAUCGUGGAGCACGAGCUGAAGCGCUUCGAGUUGUGGAAGGACGAGCUGCAGAAGAAGAAGAAGGCCGCUGACGAGUUCCCCGACAACCAGAGUCUGAGGAAGGAUCACGACAAGUCGCUGAGGAAGUACCAGAGUCUGCUGGCCAAGCAGGAGCAGCUACUCAAAGUGUCUCUGUAUCUGCUGCUGAAUCUGGCUGAGGACACGCGGACGGAGCUGAAGAUGAGGAACAAAAACAUCGUCCAGAUGCUGGUGAAGCUGCUGGAGCGCGACGACCAGGAGCUGCUGCUGGUGGCCGUGUCCUUCCUCAAGAAGCUCUCCAUCUUCCUGGAGAACAAGAACGACAUGGCCGAGGCGGCCGCCGUGGAGAAGCUGGCCCGCCUGGUUCCCUGCGACCACCAGGAGCUCCAGAGCGCCACCUGUCGGCUGCUGCUCAACCUGUCCUUCGACACGGCGCUGCGCGGCCAGAUGGUCCGGGCCGGCCUCGUUCCCAGGCUCUCCUCUCUGCUGGCUGACGAGGCGCAGAGGCAGCUGGCCAUGUGCGUCCUGUACCACAUCAGCAUGGACGACAGAUUCAAGUCCGUGUUUGCUCACACCGACUGCAUACCGCAGCUGAUGAAGAUGAUGCUGGGCGGUGAAGAGCAGCUGGACGUGGAGCUCGUCUCGCUCUGCAUCAACCUGGCCGCCAACCGGAGCAACGCUCAGCUGUUCUGUGAAGGGAACGGCCUGAAGCUGCUGAUGGGUCGGGCUCUGAAGCUGAAGGACGUUCUGGUGAUGAAGAUGAUCAGGAACCUGUCUCAACAUGGCGGAGACACCAAGAACCUGUUCCUGGACCACGUCGGCGACCUGGCGGCCCAGAUCGGCGAAGACGAGGCCGAAGAGUUUGUGAUCGAGUGCCUGGGAACCCUGGCCAACCUGACCAUCCCGGACCUGGACUGGGAGCUGGUUCUGAGGGAGUACGACCUGGUUCCGUACCUGAAGCGGCGCCUGAAGCCAGGCUCUGCUGAGGACGACCUGAUCCUGGAGGUCGUCGUCCUGAUCGGCACCGUCUCCAUGGACGACUCCUGCGCCGCCAUGUUGGCCAAAUCCGGCAUCAUUCCUGCUCUCAUCGAUCUCCUGAACGCCCAACAGGAGGACGACGAGUUUGUCUGCCAGAUCCUCUACGUUUUCUACCAGAUGGCGUUCCACAAGGCCACCAGAGACGUCAUCAUCAAAGACACGCAGGCUCCGGCGUACUUCGUUGACCUGAUGCAUGACGGCAACGCGGCCAUCCGCAGAGUGUGUGACAACACCCUGGACAUCAUAGCGGAGUACGACGAGGAGUGGGCGAAGAAGAUCCAGACGGCGAAGUUCUGCUACUACAACAGCCAGUGGCUGGAGAUGGUGGAGAACCGGCUGCUGGACGAGCCCUUCCUGUACGGAGACGACGGGGAGUCCUUCAGCGGGAACCGGGACGUGCUGGAGCGGCCGGACCUGUUCUACGCCGCAGACGGGAUUCUCUCCGGAGACGGAUCCAUCAGCCCCAGUUUCUACGCAGACAUCCAGAGCAGCGGAGAGGCUGGAAACCUGAGCAGCAGUUUGGACCAGUUUGUCCCGUCGGCUCCGGUUCCGGCGGACCGACCCGUCAGCAACCGGAGUUUCCGACCCGAUGAGCGGUUCUUCUACAGCUGCACCGCCAACGCUUCCCGGUAAACCCGGAUCCUUCCCUGUGGUCCAGGACUUGGACUAGGCCUUCUGGUUUUACUUUGUGUCUCUGUAACAAACCAGAACCUGGAUGGUUCUGUUUUAAACCUCCUGGAUCAGAGGCUCUGCAGUGGGUCAGGGGUUAAAGGUCAUACAUGUUCAGGGUUUCUAAGUGUUUGGGUCUCAUUUCCCCGAUUGGCCCUUAAGAGGCGCUGUGAUCAGAAUCAUCUAAUCUGAUUCUCCCAUCCCAAAAAUCUGAAAGCCCACAGCACCACCACUCCUCCACCAUGUUGGACUGUGGUUCACCUGGGUCUAGUUAAAGUCCGUUUGUGUGAGUGGUGUUGUUCUGGAGUUGUCCAGCAGGGGGCUCACACUGCCUGAUCAGUCAUUCCUCUGCAGCCAUGUUCACCUGUGUUUCCUCUUUUUAACAACGACCUGAAGCUCAGUGAGUCAAACAACUUAAUCCGUUCAGAUUAAACCGUUUUAAUCCGAACAGAUUAAACCGGUUUAGACAAAAUGAAAACUUUCUCAUCUUGUCCUGUUUCUCCUGUUAAAGAGGAUCUAGAGGUCGGUGUUCUGUGUUUACCUGAGCCGUUACCAUGGCAACUGCAGACAGGCAACUGCAAUGCUCUUGAUGAAAACAAGUAGAAGCAAAGAUCAAUGUUCUGAAUGUUCGGCAGAACCAGAACCGGGCCAAAAGAGAAACUUUUAAAUUUCCACAGGAGAUCAUAAAAUAGUAGAUUUUUAUUUAAACAAAUAGAAAAUAUUUAAUAUUUAAGGAACGAACAGCAGCUGAUGUGUCAGGCAUAAAUAUAUUUAUUACAUGUAUUUCAUGUUAUUAUUCUGGAUUAUUUAAGUUAUUAUUGACAUUUUGACUUAAAAAGGAAAAAAACUCCAGCAGUGAAAAUAAAAACUAUUUUCAUUUUU